This is a messenger RNA of Mauremys reevesii (Reeves's turtle), 1980 nucleotides long. Its product is annotated as coagulation factor XIII B chain-like. The transcript is spliced from 11 exons. Lineage: Eukaryota; Metazoa; Chordata; Testudines; Geoemydidae. The coding region runs from base 10 to 1980 and encodes 656 amino acids. The record is from RefSeq and is a predicted model, not a curated record.
UUAGAGACAAUGAAUAUAGCAUUUAAAAGCUGGAUUUUUCUCAUAAUUUUGGUUGAUUCAGGAGAAACCUCGGCAGAAGAUAAGCCUUGUGAUUUGCCACUCAUAGAAAAUGGGAAGAUAGCCCAGUAUUACUAUAGUUUUAAAAGUUAUUAUUUUCCAAUGAGUAAAGAGAAAAAGCUUUCCUACACCUGCGUGGCUGGCUAUACAACUGAAUCUGGGAGUCAAGAUGCAAGGAUAACAUGCACAGCAACAGGAUGGUCACCAGCACCAAAGUGUUAUAAAAAAUGUAGCAAACCUCUCUUGGAAAAUGGCAUCUUCUCUGAUACAAAAGUGUCCUACAAAAUAUGGGAACAAUUGUUGUACAGAUGUGCUUCCGGCUAUCAAACUCCAGGAGGUAAUGCUGAUGAAACAGUGCAAUGUCUUCCAGAAGGAUGGUCUUCUCACCCAAGCUGUGCUAAAAAGUUUGAUAGGUGCUUAGUACCAGACUUACAUCACGGCCACUACUCCACAACCCAGCGGAUCCUCAAACUGAAUGAAACACUGAUGUAUGAAUGUGAUGAGGGAUACCACACCAGAGGAGGAAACACUAUUGAAAAGGCAGUCUGUCGCACAUAUGGAUGGUCCCUUACUCCGAACUGCACUAAAGUAACGUGCUCCUUGUUAAGUGAGAUAGAACAUGGGAAUUUCUAUCCCAAGAAGAAAAGCUAUGAGGAAGGAGAUGUGGUUCAGUUUUUGUGUCAGAAAAAUUACUCUUUGAAUGGAUCUGAUUUAAUUCAGUGUUAUGACUUUGGAUGGUAUCCAGAGCCUCCAAUAUGUGAAGAUAGAAGAAAUAAAUGCCCGCCUCCACCUCAGCCUCCCAAUGCCAAUAUAUUCACAGAUUUAAGAACAUAUCAUAAUGGAGCCAAAGUACAUUUGGCAUGUCAGCUUAAUUUUACAAUGAGAGGAUCAGAAGAAAUCCAGUGUGAGAAUGGAAAAUGGACUUCACCCCCAAGUUGCAUUGUUUCAGAAGUCAACGAAAAAAUACCAUGUGAUCAGCCACCUCCUAUUGAGAAGGGUACAGCAAUAACUGAGGACAAGAUGUAUUACACAGGAGACACUAUUAGAUACAGUUGUGAUCAUGGCUACAGUAUAAAUGGAUCAAAUGAAAUAACCUGUAAAAUGGGAAAAUGGACAUCACCUCCUAAAUGUGUUGAAACGCGGGAAACCUGCCCCUCUCCACCUGCAGUUAAAAAUGGUGCUAGUUUUGGACCAUUAUUGACAAACUACACAGCAGGUUCCUCAGUAAAAUACAGAUGCCAUCGGUACCACAUAUUGGAGGGUCCUGAAACUGUUCAUUGUGUACAAGGAAAAUGGACAGCUCAGCCAACUUGUUUAGAACCAUGCACUCUUAAUGUGGAUGAUGUGAGCAAUAACAACAUAGAGAUGAAAUGGAGACUGGAAGGAGAAUUAUUUUUCCUGCAUGGUGACACGAUAGAUUUUGUAUGUAAACAGGGAUACUAUUUGUCAUCCUCCAGCAGGCAGUCUCAGCUAACAGUACAGUGUACCCAUGGAAAACUCAGAUAUCCAACAUGCAUUAUGAAAGAUCCCAAAGAAAAAUGUGGCUCCUCCCCUGUUAUUAAGAAUGGAGAUGUUAUUGGCCCACGACUGACAGAAUAUGAGAAUGAUUCUUCAGUUGAAUAUACUUGUUUUGAUCAUCAUUUUUUGCAAGGGUCCAAUACAGUCUAUUGUUCCAACGGACAAUGGACUACCCCACCAGACUGCAUAGAACCAUGCACUUUAUCGAAGGAGGUAAUGGACAAAAAUAACUUAAUACUGAGAUGGAGUUUUGAUGACAAAUCUUAUUUUUUCCAUGGGGACUACAUUGAAUUUCAAUGUAAAGAGAAUCAUUAUGGAGCACCAUCAACCUCAGUGUUUGAUUUUAGAGUACAGUGUAGCAGAGGACAGCUGACAUAUCCGAGAUGUGUUGAGAGAGGAAGGUAA